This is a messenger RNA of Prunus armeniaca (apricot), 1920 nucleotides long. Lineage: Eukaryota; Viridiplantae; Streptophyta; Magnoliopsida; Rosales; Rosaceae. The record is from the annotation of a GenBank genome assembly.
AUGAUUGUUGCUAAUUUCUCGAUGUUCUUGGAUCAUCCGAAGACCCAUAUGCUUGAUCCGUUACUUUCCGGUGCUCAUGGAGUAGCUGCCUGGUUGCUUCUUGCAUCAUCAUCUAGGUCAAUUCUUGAAUUUCUUACUUCUCUGGCACUUAUGAGGAUCCCUUCUCUUCACCCACAUGAUCGCAGUGGUGACCUGUCAUCCGUUCCUCAAGUGAGAAAGAGUGACAAGUGGUUCAACUUAAUACUAGGGGACCGCCCUGCAGCUCGUGAAAAUUUGAAUUUUUGGCACAGAAAUGUGAUGGAUCCAAUGAUAAUUGACAUAAUACUUGUUCGUGGAGGGCCUAGUUCUUCUUCUGUUGACAAUCUAUAUGUGAAUUCUGUGGAGGGGACAUCUGUUGAGACGAUUAUAGAGAGGUGGGUUGUCCAGUAUGAAACUCCGCGGGUUGUGGCUCCCCAAACUGGUGACACUUCGGCCUCUUAUAAGAAGACAUACAAGAAGUCAAUCAUACUUUUACGUACUCUUUAUUCAUAUAUGAGGCUUCUUCCAGCUUAUAGGAUCUUUAGACAGCUAAGUACAUCUAGUCAGACUUAUAAUUUUGAUAUUAUUUACAAGGUGUCUUCACUUAGAGAUCCAUUCUCAAGGGCGGAGGAGGAACUAAUGGAGGAGUACAGUUUUGCUCCUGUAGAGGCUCAUCCUGGCUGCCUUUCUUUAUCCGUGACUUACCGUUCAACACUAUCUGAUUUCAAUCUUGAGCCUGCAGCACCAAUGCCACCAAGGAUAAUUACAGAUUAUGUUGGUAGUCCUGCCACUGACCCCAUGAGGUCUUUCCCCUCAUCAGAGAAGGGUUCCUUUCCGCGAGGAGGAAUACCACCGCCAUAUACUGUGCCACAUCAACGCCCACACAGCUGGACAAGUGGCUUCUACAGGCCACCUCCUUUUAUUCACAAUAAACCCCUUGUCGGAUCUCCUCCUGCAUAUCGUGCACCUCCAAUGUCACACGACGUUGGAUCUCCUCCCAUUGAUACAUUUGCUAACAGAGUUCAAAACUUUAGACCUCUAGGUGGUCAUCAGAGAAAUAUGAGUUACGAUGAGUAUCAGCUUUCACCUCCAUUUUCGCCAUCUCCAUCCCCAUCUCCCCCAACAUACUUGUCCAGUGGAAAUUUAAAUCCUAUGCAAACUCGAAUUCGUUCAGGAACUGCCCCUGUUAGUAUCCCUCUUCCAAUGGGGAGCAGAAGCCCUAGAUACCUGUCCCCCAAUUUUUCUGAUCCAAGUAGAAAUUCUCUUCCUCCAUUAUCACCCAGAAGCAUAAGGAAUGACGCUUCCUCUCAAGAGUCUCCAUCUGUAAUCAGAGCAUUUAGAAAAUUAGAGGCUUCAAGGACCGGUGAGAUGCACCCUGGAACAUCAAAUCAUAUGGUUGGUCAGAAGGUGAUGAAAGACAGUAAAGAUGAUUCAGGGCGGUUCUCAGGAUUGUUGUCUUCUAGUGGCUCACCACGUGUUGGAUUUUCUAGAAGCUCCAGUAGAUUAUCUUUCCAGGAUGAUUUGGAUGGGUUUGAGUUCUCAUGUCCUUUCGACGUGGAUGAUGUUGAUACAUCAGAUUCUCAAGUCAGUCAAAAUCUCGAUGGCAGAAAAGCUUCUGAGUAUACAUCACAGUCAUUGCCAAUAGGCAGAAAAUCACAUGAUGCUGCGGUUGGCGUUCUGGUUCAGAUGCUGAGGACAGCUCCACCUCUGCGCCAAGAUUCAAGUUGUUACUCAUCCCAGUCUGUGAAACCUGAACACGAGGGAGGAGUUGCUACAGCUUCUGGUUUCUUUAUGCCUCGGAAGACAUCUGAUGCGCUGGAGGAGCUCAGAAGUUAUAAAGAAAUGAAAGACCUUCUACUAUCAAAGAGUGGAAUGAGGGUGCUUUCUAAAGAAGAAGCAUAA